Molecule: messenger RNA, 1213 nt
Organism: Halichondria panicea
Lineage: Eukaryota; Metazoa; Porifera; Demospongiae; Suberitida; Halichondriidae
Exons: 4
Coding region: 103-1128 (341 amino acids)
Biological process (GO): regulation of transcription by RNA polymerase II
Molecular function (GO): transcription cis-regulatory region binding; DNA binding, bending
Source: RefSeq, a predicted model, not a curated record
CAUUCAGUAGGGUGGGUGUGUCUUCACAAGUAUAAAAUUGUUAUUUCUUGGUACAUGUAAUUAGUAUUCCUCCGGCCAUAGAGAUCUACUAGUGAUUGCAGCAUGGCUCUGGAGCUGAAGCAAGGCGACGGUGUUGAGGAUGUGUGGAGAAGAAAGUACACAGCUCUGCAGAGUCGGUGCAUGUACUAUCAGAAGAUGAACUCCAUGCUAUUUUUGAGGGCUAAGGAAAUACACAAAGUGAUAGAGAGGGCAGAGACGGAAACAAGGUUUCUAGUAAAUAAGUUGGAGCAGUAUGAAGAAGUGGACUAUCCAAGAUGUCUUCCGUCAGUGAGGGCCGAAACUAACGGGCUCACAAUACUGUCUCCCCACCCACUCCACAUCACGCCCCCUCAUCCACUACUCAUGACUGCCGCGGCUGCUAGGAUACGCGCUGAAGUGGAGAGUGCUCUAUCACAUGACCACCCCUCCGACCAAUCAAAUGACAUCAAUGGAACUCAACUAUUAUACAACGAAUCAAACAGUCCAAAACUCACCAGUACCGAGAGAUCAUCAUCUACUGUUGCUCGUAGCAACCCCUCGGUAGUUACUCCUCAGACAACAGUAAUUCAAGGACCUCCAAGUCUCAUUCCAGUUCCAUCACCAGUCAUCGUUCCAGACCGUAGUCGUGCAGGACCACCCAAAACAAAAAGAAUGAAACGAGCCCCCAAAAGAGCUCCAGAUAAACCGCUAAAGUCAGGCCUCAAGGGAGCAGCUGCAGCCAAGAGACGAAAGGGCGAUAUCGAUCCAAACGCUCCAAAGAAACCAUCAAAUGCAUUUUUCUGGUUUUGCCAAGCCAAUAGAGCCGAGCUCCAGGAGCAGUUUAAAGAAGGAGAGGUGGCAACAGGACAGCAUGAUCUCACCAAGGCACUGGCCAGGCUGUGGGGGGAGACCAACACAGAUGAUAAAAAGCCCUUCUAUGAGCAGUAUUCACUGGACAAGGCUCGCUAUGAUGAAGAAAUGGAGAGAUACUUGAAGAUGAAGCAAGCUGCUCUACCACCACCCGUUGUCGUCGUACCCCAACUGGCCAAUCAGAUUGCAAAGGACAGCAACAGUACUUACACAGUGACUAUUGUAAACCCUGAACAAUGACAUCAUCAGUUUAUUAAUAACAAACAAAGAUGCACGUUAAUUUUUGCUGACAAAAUUAUUGUUAUAAAAAAAGUUAUUAUUGUGA